Cladocopium goreaui is the source of this 3486-nucleotide messenger RNA. NCBI's taxonomy places the organism in Eukaryota, Dinophyceae, Suessiales, Symbiodiniaceae. The record is from the annotation of a GenBank genome assembly.
AUGGGCACCCGCCAUUCCCACGCCGCGGCCGAUGCCGACACCGCCGCCAGCAGUGCAUCACCGGCGCCAGCGCCGCGCGCGCACCGACCCGGGCGGCCCCGGCGGGGGCUGCGCGCGUGGGGGCGGAGCAUCAAACGCCGCGUGCGCGGAUGUUUUGGACUGGAGCCAGCUCCGAGCAUCCACCCGGCGGUGGCGCCGGUCAUAGAGCGCAAGAAGACGGCCAGCGACUUAGCGGGCCACCGCAGCUAUCGCGCGCUGGUAACAGAAGCCGAAGCCGGCGGAGUGCUUCACCAAAUUCAGCUGGAUGUGGCUCGGACCUUCCCGGCAAUCCCUGCCCGAAGCGGAACUUGGGGUUGGCCGGAGGAUGUGUCCGAGGUGGAGCGUGAAGGGUGCUUAGCUCGUGUCCUCAUGGCCUUUGAAUGCCGGGCGUUGGAUUCCCUGGGGCCCCGGCCAGACCGCCGUGCGCCGGGACUUCCCAUGUUGCUGAAGAUCCGACGUUCCUGGUGCGGUCCUGGGGACAGUGCUGACGCGGUGCGGGCACCAUUGAUGCGCCACCAGCAGAUUUGGCUCAAGAGAGCUGUGCCGAAACCGGCCUCAAGGUCCACAAUGAGUCAGGCGAACUAUCCCAUCUUUGAUGGUGAUGAGAGAUCCAGCCUUUUGAAGAAAGUGCAGACCAAGGAUGAUUUCCGUGCAAAGAAGUGGCGGUGCGUGACUCACCCCGUCCGCGCCUUUGAGACCUUGUCGCCCUACGCAGUGCUGGGGGUGGGCAUCAUGGCUGCACGGGACCUCACGGAGCGCGAAUCGGGGUUCUUCAACACCGACACCACUCCGGAUCCCUAUGUGCAGGUGAUUCUUGAUGACACGGAGCUGGAGAAGUGCAAGACCCUUCCAGCUCGGAGGAUGAAGGAGCCCACCUGGAUGUAUCAAUGUGAAGUGGACGUCUUGGCACCCACCUCCAUGGUGCGCAUCCAGGUGAAGGAUGAUCGCCCCACCGAGAAGGCGGACAUCGGCUUCUUUGACGUGUGCUUGGGCGACAUCCCCUAUGACAAGGCCAUUGAGGGCUGGUUCGAGCUGCGUUUCCAGGAAAGUCUGUUGAUGACCAGCGUUCAGCGCUACCAGCAGCAUUGUGAGAUGAGGGAGGAGACCUUAACGGAAGAAGAGGCCUUGAGGAAGAAGAAGGAGCAGGCUUCGGCCCCAUCCGUGGUGCCCGCGGCAGACCCAGACGACAAACAGACCAAGCUGGUUACCAAGACCCAGCUCUAUGCGGAGAGCAAAGAUAGGGCCUUAGAUGCGUUCCAGGCCUGUGUGCACUCCACCGCAGAUAUCUCCGACCAGAUGGGCUUGGAAACCAUCAGCAAGAGCUUGAGGGAAGGUGGCCGCAAGAAGAGGAGCAACGCCGGGGAGGUCUACAUCUCCUUACGGUUGAAGCUCCUGGUGAGCAGGUUUGACAGCCUCUUUGCUUAUGCCAUGGACGCCCCAGCCCCCGAGAAUCUGGGUGGCCUGAAACAAGAUGUGAAAAUCACCCGCAAGAUCGAUGUCCAACGUGUCUAUGACGACAUCAUGGAGGUGAAGGUCAGAGUCUUGGAUGAUGCGGUGCUUUGCUGCGUCUAUGGCUUCCGGUACCUGGUGACCUGGCGCUCCCUGCCGCUGUCGGCCAUCUACCUGGUGGGUCUGCUGCUCUGCUGUUGGAAGACCUACCUCACCUGGGCCAUCAUCCCCCUGCUUCUGGCCAUCUCCUUGAUCGUGAACCGCUUCCCCUCCGCCCGCAGCUACAUGACGCGUGGCGGGCAGAAUGCUGCGCUCACCGAGGAGGGCUUCAAACACACGGCGGCCUGGCGCGACAGCGGGGAGGUGCUGAAGUACGUGACGCGCGUGUUGAAGGAGGACAUGAAGGCCAAGUUGACGGAUCCACGACAACUGAAGACCUUCGCCUCCCAAGCAGUGCGCGACGGCCAGCCAACGCUUACCUUGGAACAGCUCCGGCUGGCGCUAUCCGCGGCGGACUUCGUGGAGAUGGAAGAGCAGUACUUCCGAAAGGGCGAUUUGGUGUGGGUCAACGGCCGCUUUCCAGCCAAAGUGGAAUCCACUGCUGGUGACCCCUCGGCCGGCACGGAUCGGGUGCUGGUGACCUACGAGAAGAGUUUGGUCAUGGAAGAUCUGCCGCCCGAGGAGGUGAGGGGUCGGCAGGUGACGCUCCGUGCAGAUGGGCUGCCCAACUUGGAUCCCUUGAGGAAGGUUCCUGGGGGCGCUGGCAUAUUGGACUCAGCCAUUGAAGCUAUUUAUCCCAUCAUUGAGGAUGUGAGACACCUGAGCCUCCCCGGCAUCCACCAGUUGACGGAAAUCUUUACCUGGAAGAAAUCCACCGUGACCACAAUCAUGGUGGUAGUUCUUCUGAUCAUCUCCUCCCUCUUCGGCUAUGCUGCAUGGCUUCACCGCACCUCGGGGCAGAAUGGCAACCUGUCGCGAAAGGAGGAAAUCUUGAUUUCGGUCCUGAGGAGUCUGGACAACUGGGUGGCUGCUUUGAUCAUCGUGGGCAUUUUUUUUCUCCAAGGCUGGUUCAUGGCCAAUGUCUCCUCAGUGAUCAAGAUUGCCAGUCGCUCCACGAAGGGUCGCCCGGCUCCUGCGACAUGGGCCUUCUUCACGCCAGAUUCGGUCCAGGCAGAUUUGCUGAGGAGCCUUGCAGCAAAGGAAGCAGACAUGCAUCCCCAUGGCGGUUUCCAUUUGCCCUACAUGACGGGCGACGGCUCCAGUGCCAGUGCUUCCUACGCAGCGGGCGAUCCAGUGCCAACGUAUGUGCAGGGAUGUAGCAUGAUGGCAGCCAUGUGCUUGGGCUUCACGGCUGGCAGAGAAGAAGAAGGCUUCUGGCUCUUCACUUACCUCAUGGAGGACAUCCUGGGCCCGGACUUCUUCAGCCGGCGCCCGGCCAUGUUGGGCUACCACGGCGAUAAGGCGGCGCUGGCGCAGUUGGUGGCCAGCAGCAUGCCGCAGCUGGCGGAACGCAUGGGAACCACGGGGCUGGCCGAGUGUGUCUCGGCGCUGGCCGCGCGGUGUCUCCUCUCGGGCUUUGUGGGUUUCCUGUCGGGCGAGCCGUUGGUAGCCCUUUGGGAGGAACUCCUAACGAGUCCUUGGGUAGACUACCCCCGACUGCCGCUGCUGCUGUGGUUCACUGGCCUGGUACAGCACGCUGAGCAGCAGUUGCAGGAGGCUUCAGGCGACGAGUUGGUUCCCAACUUCUUUCGCACGGUCCAAGCCACCAGCCGUGCGCUGCCGGACGGCUGGCGCCCCGUGCUGCCGUUGUCGGCGGACCGUGCGGCGGAGCUGCAGCAGGUGUCGCUGCUGGCGGCGGAGAAGUACCGCGAAGCGCAGGAGGAGAUCCACUGCAAGGAGAUGCAUGCCAAACAGGUGUCCGCAUCCCUGGAUCGUUCCGCAGCCCGGCUGGCGGAUGCGCUGAAGCUAGCGGAAAACCUCAGCGGGGCCCAGGAAUGA